UUUUUUUUUUUUUUUGCACUGUUUUCCCCAAAAAUAGUCUCACCUUCAACUUCAAAUUCCCUCCACUUCACUACCACCUCUCUCUCUUUCUCGCAGUCUUCCAUGGAUCCUCUGUCAGCGCUGCGAGAUUACACCAUUCGAGGCGACCUAGACAAAAUCCACCGAGUCGGAGACGAAUUCCGAUUCUCAACUCACUACUCUUUUCCCUGUAAAUCCGAAACUGCUUAUCGUUCUAAGCAAGGUAAUCUCUACACUCUCGAAACCCUAGUUUUCUUCAUCAAAAAUCUCCAUAUCAAGCAACCUGAGUACAUCAAAAAUUCCACCAAUCAAGGGAUUCCUCCUGUCACCUACGUCGAUCGGAAGCCUCUCCUUGAUUAUCUUGAAGGCCGGGUUUCGUCGUCUGAAGCUAUUCAGUUUGUUCUUCCGAAUGCGACCGAUGUUGAGGAGUAUCGGCCCGAUGAUCCCCAGUCCUUUAAUUCGAUUCCGAACAACAAUGGGGUGAGUAAUUUGGGAAUUGAGGAUGAUUCUGAAAUUAGGGUUUUGGAGGAGGGGGGUGGGGGUGGUGGUGAGGGGGUUGAUUUGAUGGGGUUGAUAAGGGCGAGAGAGAAGCCGCUUCGGGAUCGAAACGCUGUGUUGCAGGUUCGUAACCGCGAUUUUUAUGGUAUAUAUGUUGGGGCGUUGAGGAGGGAGCAGGAGAAGCCGCAGCAGAGGAAGGAGGCGAAUGUGGGUGGGAAUAAAGGGCGGCCUUUAGGUGGGGAGAAGGAUGAAGGGUUUCAUUCGGGGCCAAAAGCGAAGAUGCUUAAAGGUGGGGGAAAGAUUGGGGAAGGGGUGCCUAUUAUUUUGGUGCCUAGUGCUUCUACUACUUUGAUUACUAUUUAUAAUGUGAAGGAGUUUUUGGAGGAUGGUGUUUUUAUACCUACCGAUGUUAAGAUGAAGCAGAUGAAGGGGCCGAAGCCGGAAUGUGUCACGGUUCAGAAGAAGUUUAGUAGGGAUAAGGAUAAGGUCAUGACUGCUUAUGAGGUUAGGGAUAAACCCUCGACUUUGAAGGCCGAUGAUUGGGACCGUGUUGUGGCGGUUUUUGUGCUUGGGAAAGAAUGGCAGUUUAAAGAUUGGCCCUUUAAAGACCAUGUUGAGAUAUUUAAUAAGAUCAUAGGUUUCUACAUGCGAUUUGAGGAUGAUAGUAUAGAAUCUGCAAAGGUUGUGAAACAAUGGAAUGUAAAAAUAAUCUCGAUAAGCAAAAAUAAACGACAUCAGGAUAGGGCAGCAGCUCUUGAAGUAUGGGGAAAGUUAGAAGAAUUUGUAGCACGAUCACGUUCUUGAGGCUAUCUUAUAUGUGAAAAGUUCUUAUCAUCAAGUUGAUUUCAGGGUUAAAGAUAAACUAUUCUGAAUGUGGCCUAGCUAUUCUGGAGUUUGCUGCUUUACCGUGGUGUGAAAUCCAGACUUUAUCAGUUAUUUGGGUGUUGCCUUUUGGAGGCAAUCCUUUUUUGAAGCCUUUCAGGAACCUUUUGAUACUAGAAUUUUAGCAGUAUUGGAUGUUUUCAAAGGUUUUUGGAGAGAUCCUUGAGGCAAUCUAGCUUGCUCUGCAUUCCUCUUUACUAGCUCUCACCUUUUGUGGUUUCAGUUGAGGCUGUGAAUAGUAUCGACAAACUUUUAAACUGGUGAGUGAAGAGACCAUCUUGUGCUGAUUUGGUGUGUCUUACCAGGAAGGAGGUUUAGGUUCUAAAAAUAUAGCUCUUGAAGGAAAGUGGUUUUGGCAUUUUGUUAUCAAGAGCAAUUAUAUGUUACUUUAUAAUGGGUGAGAUCUCUUCAGGCUGAUCAUAUCUGCUCAUUUGUCAGAAUUAAAAUUGGGAUUGUCCUGAUUAUAUGAUAUUGGGAAGAUGUUUGGAGUACGGAGCAACUAUUUUGUGUAUGUUCUUGAUUAUACAAGUUUGUCCAAACUAUAUGUUUGGGAAUUUCCCUUACAGGGGCAUCUUAAUGAUAAGGCAAUUAAUGAUUGUACUGCAAUUGUAUUGUGAGUUUGUGAGUAAUUGAUCAUAAAAUUAAGCUGGAAUUUUUGGAAUAAUAGUGUGAAGAUUAUGUGCUGCUGCAGCCUACCCUUUACUCUUCUUGAUGGUUAAGUCUGUGGACUUAUGUAGGAAUCUGGCUAGUUUACAGCUUUUGUUUGGUUGAUGUUGAGAACCAAUGAAGAACCUCAACUGUACAGAUUAUGUGUCACACUGGCACUUGCUAGUUGAUUGCAGCACUUCAAUGGCUUUGAUGAGUUGAGAAAUGUAAGAAUGCAUGGUAACGACAACAGUGUGUUGGUGAAACGCUGCGUAAUGCUAUUCUUGGUGGUCCUAUCUAUUGAGGAUACCUUGGAACAUGAAUAUGUAGUUUGGCCACAGAGGAGUUGUUCUGGGUUAUUUAGAGCCCCAUGUUCAAUGCGAGUCCUGCCAUUGGUGAAUGGUUUAGGAUUCAUUGCUGAAAUAUCAAUUUAUCUGUUAGGAACAACAUUUUUGCGUUAUGAUAAACAAUGGCCCUCUCUCCAAUUUCUCUCAUCUAAGGACGCUAUGUAAAAAAAAUGUGUCAGGACUCAGGAAGGGCCAUUCUAAUGCUAUCACACUGCAUUACUGUGAAAUUUUGCAGUUUUGUUAUUUUUUGGCGCAAUCAGUUUUCCAUUGUCUUCUAUAGGCACUGUUGCAUUUUGGAAUCAUCAGAGCAACCUUUAUGAGUUCUGUUUCUGCCCUUCAUGUAGAAGCUGUUUUCUCACAUAAGCAGGGCUGGCCUCAUCUUCUCUUGACUAUGGUUACCAUUUUAAACUUAUUCUGGUCGGACGCUGGUUUGAUGUUUU
Chenopodium quinoa (quinoa) is the source of this 2830-nucleotide messenger RNA. RefSeq names its product protein CDC73 homolog. Gene Ontology annotation, molecular function: RNA polymerase II complex binding. NCBI's taxonomy places the organism in Eukaryota, Viridiplantae, Streptophyta, Magnoliopsida, Caryophyllales, Amaranthaceae. Gene Ontology annotation, biological process: positive regulation of transcription elongation by RNA polymerase II; transcription elongation by RNA polymerase II. The transcript is spliced from 4 exons. The record is from RefSeq and is a predicted model, not a curated record. Gene Ontology annotation, cellular component: Cdc73/Paf1 complex. The coding region runs from base 103 to 1320 and encodes 405 amino acids.